Molecule: messenger RNA, 7382 nt
Organism: Nymphaea colorata (pocket water lily)
Lineage: Eukaryota; Viridiplantae; Streptophyta; Magnoliopsida; Nymphaeales; Nymphaeaceae
Product: acetyl-CoA carboxylase 1-like
Exons: 32
Coding region: 328-7161 (2277 amino acids)
Biological process (GO): fatty acid biosynthetic process
Molecular function (GO): ATP binding; acetyl-CoA carboxylase activity; metal ion binding
Source: RefSeq, a predicted model, not a curated record
CCUUUUGGUCUCCGGCCCUCCGCCCUCAUUCAAACCAACACGACGGUGUUGAUAAUGAGAAAAUGACAUUGAAAACCUUGCUGGCGUUUGUUUUUAUAGCUGCCCAUCUGACCUGCACUAGAUUUUCUACGUUGGUUGGUUGGGUUUGGCUGAUCAACCCCCAGUCAGACUGCCAUCAUCACCUCUGACCUCCCCUACACGUAAUGCACUCCCUUGCAGUAGGCAAAUUUUCUCAAAUCCAGAUGUGGGCAACCGACAACUGAAUCUACUGUGGAAUUUUUGGGCCGUUUUGAUCAAGAGUCACGCGUUAAACUCGAUUGAGUUCUCAUGACGGAGUUGCAGAAGGGGUUCGCCAUGGGUGACGCUCUGCUUAACGGUGUUCCGAGCGGGAAAGUUCAAGCAAGAAAUGGGGCGUCUGUGUCACGGAUCGAUGAGUUCUGCUACGCGCUUGGUGGGAAAAAACCAAUUCAUAGUGUCUUGAUCGCUAACAAUGGGAUGGCUGCUGUCAAGUUCAUGAGAAGUAUUAGAACGUGGGCCUAUGAGGUGUUUGGAACAGAGAAAGCUAUUCUUUUGGUGGCCAUGGCAACUCCAGAAGAUAUGCGAAUUAAUGCCGAGCAUAUCAGAAUUGCAGAUCAGUUUGUAGAAGUGCCUGGAGGAACCAACAACAAUAACUACGCCAAUGUGCAGCUUAUCGUGGAGAUGGCAGAAAGGACACAUGUCUCUGCAGUAUGGCCCGGUUGGGGUCAUGCAUCAGAGAAUCCUGAACUUCCUGAUGCGUUAAAUGCUAAGGGGAUUGUAUUUCUUGGACCUCCAGCUUCAUCAAUGUCUGCUCUAGGAGACAAAAUUGGAUCAUCUUUGAUUGCUCAAGCAGCAUCAGUACCAACACUCCCUUGGAGCGGCUCACAUGUUAAAAUACCUCCUGAGAGCUGCUUGGAUUCUAUUCCGGAUGAUAUCUACCGUGAUGCAUGCGUAUCUACAACAGAGGAUGCUGUGGCAAGCUGCCAGGUGGUUGGUUACCCAGCCAUGAUAAAAGCUUCUUGGGGAGGAGGUGGUAAGGGGAUAAGAAAGGUUCAUAAUGAUGAUGAAGUGAGGGCCUUGUUCAAACAAGUCCAAGGUGAAGUUCCUGGAUCUCCAAUAUUCAUUAUGAAGGUUGCAUCCCAGAGCCGACAUCUAGAAGUUCAGUUACUCUGUGAUCAGUAUGGAAAUGUUGCAGCACUGCAUAGCCGUGACUGUAGUGUCCAGAGACGGCAUCAGAAGAUUAUUGAGGAAGGCCCAAUCACAGUAGCACCUCUUGAGACUGUGAAACAACUCGAACAGGCAGCUAGGAGGCUGGCUAAAUGUGUGAAUUAUGUAGGAGCUGCUACUGUUGAAUAUUUAUACAGCAUGGAUACAGGGGAAUACUAUUUCUUGGAGCUGAACCCACGAUUACAGGUCGAGCAUCCUGUGACUGAGUGGAUAGCUGAAAUCAAUUUGCCUGCUGCUCAAGUUUGUGUUGGGAUGGGUAUUCCCCUUUGGCAAAUUCCAGAAAUAAGACGCUUUUAUGGGAUGGAUGCUGGUGGGGGGUAUGAUGCCUGGAAGAAAACAUGCAUUUCUGCCGCACCGUUUGAUUUUGACUUGGCAGAGUCAAUGAGACCAAAAGGCCACUGUGUGGCUGUGCGGGUGACAAGUGAGGACCCAGACGAUGGUUUCAAGCCUACUAGCGGGAAAGUGCAGGAAUUGACCUUCAAAGGCAAGCCAAACGUGUGGGCCUACUUCUCGAUUAAGUCUGGUGGAGGUAUUCAUGAAUUUUCUGAUUCUCAAUUUGGACAUGUAUUUGCCUUUGGUGAGUCCAGAGCCCUAGCAAUAGCAAACAUGGUACUUGGGCUAAAGGAGGUCCAAAUUAGAGGUGAAAUACGUACAAAUGUUGACUACAGCAUAGAUCUUUUACAUGCUGCAGAAUAUAGAGAUAAUAAGAUCCACACUGGGUGGCUUGACAGUAGAAUUGCUAUGCGAGUUAGAGCUGAAAGACCUCCAUGGUAUAUUUCAGUGGUUGCAGGAGCUCUUUUUAAAGCAUGGAGUGCUAGUGCUGCAACAGUUUCUGAGUAUGUUGGUUAUCUGGAAAAGGGGCAGAUUCCCCCUAAGCAUAUUUCUCUUGUCAACUCUGUGGUUUCGCUGAAUAUUGAAGGAAGCAAAUACACGAUUGAAAUGGUAAGAGGAGGACCAGGUAAGUAUAGAUUAAAAAUGAAUCAAUCAGAGAUUGAAGCAGAAAUCCAUACUUUGCGUGAUGGGGGACUAUUGAUGCAGUUGGAUGGCAAGAGCCAUGUUAUUUAUGCAGAGGAAGAGGCUGCUGGUACUCGCCUUCUCAUUGAUGGAAGAACAUGCUUAUUACAGAAUGAUCAUGAUCCUUCCAAGUUAGUGGCUGAAACACCAUGCAAAUUACUACGUUUCUUGGUUCCGGAUGGCAGUCACCUUGAUGCUGAUGCUCCAUAUGCAGAAGUUGAAGUUAUGAAGAUGUGCAUGCCAUUGUUGCUACCUGCUUCUGGAACUAUCCAUUUUGUAAUGUCUGAGGGCCAGGCAAUGCAGGCAGGUGAUCUUAUUGCUAGGCUUGAUCUUGACGAUACAUCAGCUGUAAGGAAAGCUGAGCCAUUUCAUGGAUGUUUUCCACUUCUUGGUCCUCCCACUGCAGUAGCUGGAAAGGUCCACCAGCGUUGUGCUUCUAGUAUAAAUGCUGCUCGCAUGAUUCUUGCAGGCUACGAACAUGACAUUGAUGAAGUUGUCCAUGAUUUGCUGAUUUGCCUAGAUAGUCCUGAGCUACCAUUUCUGCAAUGGCAAGAAUGCAUGGCAGUUUUGGCAACCCGUCUUCAGAAAGAUCUCAAGAAUGAGUUGGACACAAAGUUUAAGGAGUAUGAGGUCAACUCAAAUUCACAGAACAGAGACUUUCCUGCCAAACUGCUGAGGGGGGUUCUGGAGGAACACCUUGCAUCCUACUCGGAGAAAGACAGAGCUGCCCAAGAAAGACUUUCGGAGCCUCUGAUGAAUCUUGUCAAGUCGUAUGAAGGUGGAAGAGAAAGUCAUGCUCGUCUGAUUGUUCAAUCUCUGCUUGAGGAGUAUCUGUCUGUUGAAGAACUCUUUAGUCAAAACAUCCAGGCUGAUGUCAUUGAGCGGCUCCGUUUACAACACAAAAAGGACCUGUUGAAAGUUGUUGAUAUGGUCCUUUCUCAUCAGGGUAUCAGGAGCAAAAAUAAGUUAAUACUACGUCUCAUGGAAGCAUUGGUUUACCCUAAUCCUGCUGCAUACAGAGAUAAAUUAAUUCGCUUCUCAGUACUCAAUCACACAAUCUAUUCUGAGUUGGCACUAAAGUCAAGUCAGCUGCUUGAACAAACCAAACUGAGUGAGCUUCGCACGAGCAUUGCUAGAAGUCUUUCAGAACUUGAGAUGUUCACAGAAGAAGGCGAGAAAAUCUUUACUCCACGGAGAAAAAGUGCAAUUGAGGAAAGGAUGGAAGAUCUUGUAGGUGCCCCUUUGGCUGUCGAAGAUGCCCUUGUAGCAUUAUUCGACCACAGUGACCAUACUCUUCAAAGGCGUGUCGUGGAGACAUACAUCCGCAGACUGUAUCAGCCAUAUCUCGUGAAGGGAAGCAUACGUAUGCAGUGGCACCGUCAUGGCCUUAUUGCUUCAUGGGAAUUUUGUGAAAAGUUCUUGAUAAAGAAUAAUUUUGAAGAACCAAGGCCUGCUCUGUUUAAUUGGGAGAAGAAUGGGAAGAGAAGAUGGGGUGUGAUGGUCAUCAUAAAAUCGCUUCAGAUUUUAACGUCAGUGAUUACUGUUGCACUGAAGGAAGCUGCUCAUUGCUCAUAUUAUGGUGCUAACGGUGAAAUUUUGCAAAAUGGAUCUUCAGAGCCAGCUUCCAGUGGAAACAUGCUCCACAUUGCACUAGUUGGCAUGAAUAAUCAGAUGAGCCUCCUUCAGGAUAGUGGUGACGAAGAUCAGGCCCAAGAAAGAAUAACCAAACUAGCCAAGACACUGAAAGAAAGGUCAAUAGUAUCCAGCCUUCUUGAAGCAGGCAUAAAUGUUGUGAGCUGCAUCAUACAAAGGGAUGAAGGGCGUGCUCCCAUGAGGCAUUCAUUCCACUGGUCUGCUGGAAAGCAGUACUAUGAAGAAGAGCCUCUACUCCGUCACCUAGAACCUCCUCUGUCUACAUUCCUUGAAUUGGAGAAACUGAAAGGAUAUAAAAAGCUGCAAUAUAGACCAUCCAGAGAUCGCCAGUGGCAUCUGUACACAGUAACAGACAAGCCACCGCAGAGGAUGUUUCUGCGGACGCUUGUUAGGCAACCCAUUUCAUCUGCUGACUCCUCUGUAAUUCAUGGGUUAGAUGUGGGCAAAGAUCUGCUAGAAAAAGCUUUUUCCUUCACAUCCACCAGCAUCUUAAAGUCAUUGAUAGGAGCUCUGGAAGAGUUAGAAUUGCAUUCACACAAUAAAACAAUGAAAUCUGAUCAUGUGCACAUGUAUCUUUGCAUCUUGCGUGAACAAAAGUUGUCCGAUCUUCCAGAUUCCUCUGGCCUUUCCCAAGCUUCAUGGAUGCGUGAUGUAAACAUGGAAAAUGAGACUAAAAUUGUUGCUAUUUUGGAAGACUUAGCAUAUUCCAUAUUUGAAUGCGUUGGCGUAAGGAUGUACCGUUUAUCAGUUUGUGAAUGGGAGGUAAAACUUCAAUUGGCUGAUGCUGAAGACUUAAGUGGCGCUUGGAGAAUUGUGGUUACAAAUGUCACUGGUCAUACUUGCACUGUCGAUAUAUACCGAGAGGUGGAAGAUAUCAGAACCCAUGAAGUGGUUUAUCAGUCUGUCUGUUCUUCCCCCGCUUCUUUGCAUGGUACUCCAGUUACCGCACAGUAUCAUCCACUGGCAAUCAUCGACAUAAAACGUCUCUCUGCAAGAAACAGCAAUACCACUUACUGCUAUGAUUUUCCCCUGGCCUUUGAAACAGCAUUGAGACGAUCAUGGAGCUCUUACCCUUCUGAUAGAUCUUUUUCCAGUGGUCAAAGCCUUCUGAAAGUCCAUGAGCUUGUUUUUGCAGACAAGAAGGGUGCCUGGGGUACUCCUCUGGUGGCUGUUGAACGUCCCACUGCUCAGAAUGAUGUAGGCAUGGUAGCUUGGUCCAUGAACAUGUCUACUCCAGAGUUUCCUAAUGGUCGCACAAUCUUGGUUGUAGCAAAUGAUAUGACAUUUAGAGCGGGAUCUUUUGGACCUAGAGAGGAUGCAUUCUUCCUCUCCGUGACAGAACUAGCUUGUGAGAAAAAGCUUCCUCUGAUUUAUUUGGCUGCAAAUGCAGGAGCCAGAAUAGGAGUUGCAGAAGAGGUAAAAGCUUGCUUUCAAGUUGGAUGGGCUGAUGAGAGAAAUCCAGAGCGGGGAUUUCAGUAUGUCUAUUUGACGCCAGAAGAUUUUGCUCGAAUAGGAUCAUCUGUAAUUGCACAUGAGUUGAAGCUGGAGAAUGGUGAAACAAGGUGGGUUAUUGACACUAUUGUGGGAAGGGAGGAUGGAUUGGGAGUUGAGAAUUUAUCAGGUAGUGGUGCCAUUGCUGGUGCCUUUUCCAAAGCAUAUGGUGAAACCUUUACAUUGACAUAUGUAACUGGCCGCACAGUUGGCAUCGGAGCUUAUCUUGCUCGGUUAGGCAUGAGGUGCAUCCAGAGGCUCGAUUCACCCAUAAUUCUGACUGGGUUUUCUGCCCUAAAUAAACUUCUGGGUAGGGAGGUGUACAGCUCCCAGAUACAGUUGGGAGGCCCCAAAGUCAUGGGAACCAACGGUGUAGUUCAUUUGACUGUGUCUGAUGACCUUGAAGGUAUCGCUGCCAUUCUAAAGUGGCUCAGCUAUGUCCCUGCUGUCAUAGGUGGCCCCCUUCCUAUCUUGACAUCUUUAGAUCCUAUAGAAAGACCAGUUGAAUAUUGUCCAGAGAUCUCUUGCGACCCCAGAGCAGCUAUUUGUGGUGCUCAAGACAGCAAUGGAAGGUGGAUUGGAGGUAUUUUUGACCGUAAUAGUUUCAUAGAGACUUUGGAAGGUUGGGCAAGGACGGUGGUUACAGGUCGGGCAAGACUUGGGGGAAUUCCUUUAGGCAUUAUUGCUGUUGAGACACAGACUGUGAUGCAAGUUAUCCCAGCUGACCCUGGUCAACUUGACUCUCAUGAAAGGGUUGUUCCUCAAGCGGGGCAAGUCUGGUUUCCUGAUUCUGCUACUAAAACAGCACAGGCCUUAUUGGAUUUCAACAAAGAAGAGCUUCCCUUGUUUAUCAUGGCUAACUGGAGAGGUUUCUCUGGUGGGCAAAGAGAUCUUUUUGAAGGAAUUCUGCAGGCUGGAUCCACCAUCGUUGAGAAUCUUCGCACAUACAAUCAGCCGGUCUUUGUGUAUAUUCCAAAGACUGGUGAACUUCGUGGUGGAGCAUGGGUGGUUGUUGAUAGCCGAAUCAACCCAGACCACAUUGAGAUGUACGCUGAAACAACAGCCAAAGGUAAUGUACUUGAACCAGAAGGGAUAAUUGAAAUCAAAUUCCGGCCAAAGGAGCUGAUUGAGUGCAUGGGUCGGUUGGAUCCUGUACUGAAUGCAUUGAAGAAAGAGCUUUCAGAAGCAAAUGGUUUAGCAUCUCCUGGUAGUGUCGAAAUCCUGCAACAGAAAAUUAAAUCUCGAGAAAAGCAGCUGUUACCAGUCUAUACUCAAAUUGCAAUUCGAUUUGCUGAGUUGCAUGAGACAUCUGUACGGAUGGCUGCCAAAGGUGUAACCUUGGAUGUUGUAAACUGGGAAACCUCAAGGUCAUUCUUCUACAGAAGGUUACACCGGAGGGUCGCAGAAGCAUCCCUUGUGAGGUCUGUCAUGGAUGCUGCUGGGGAACGGUUGCCCCCAAGAGAAGCUCUUGUCCUAAUAAAGAAAUGGUUCAUGGAUCAUAGCCCCAGCAACCACCCAAGCAAUGGAUGGGUGGAUGAUUCUUCCUUUUUUGCUUGGAAAGAUGAUCCCACAAACUAUGAGAAGCACCUGCAGGAGUUAAGAAUUAAAAGAUUGUUCUCGUUGUUUUCAAAUCUUGGAUCUUCCACACCAGACUUAAGAGCUCUCCCUCAAUGUUUUGCCAUUCUUCUUGACAAGGUUGAACCGUCAAGCCGCACACAACUGAUGGAGGACAUGAAGCAAAUUUUGGAGAAAAAGUAGGGGCAUGAAGGAAGCCUUUUGUUUGUUUCUUUUUCUUGUUUAUUAUUUGCAGGUGGAACACCUGUUCUAGUAAUACUAUUGUAUUUCUCAAAGUUCAGAUGACCUUAUAUUUGAUGACCUUCUCUGUCUUCGGCAUCUGAUUGUAUCCAAUAAAAUUCAUCCUCGUGUGAAAAGUGGUUUUACGUCUGAAAAUUUAGAAGGGCGGCAAGUUAUCUUUCUUC